This is a messenger RNA of Panonychus citri (citrus red mite), 4448 nucleotides long. RefSeq lists its product as uncharacterized. The transcript has 4 exons. The record is from RefSeq and is a predicted model, not a curated record. Bases 1377 to 4376 code for a protein of 999 amino acids. NCBI's taxonomy places the organism in Eukaryota, Metazoa, Arthropoda, Arachnida, Trombidiformes, Tetranychidae.
GCCUAAAUAGCCAGAAAUGGGAUCAAGUCUUAAUGAAUUGAGUCCAAUGUUAAUUCAGUUAAAGGCAAAUUUUAAGAUCGAAAUCCAGAAGCAUUGAUACCACAUGAGAUAUUUUCACAUGAAAAAGAAAACUGAAUUUCUUUGAAACGAUUGUUAAUUUGUUCACUAGUAUUUCUUUUUUGCUAAUUAAUUGAUCACUUUUCUUUAAUUAAAUAAUAAUACACUAAUUAGAGUUGAAAACUGAUUAAACUUUUCUCUCUGGUUAUUUAGGUUUUAUUGUGUAUCCAGGUUACAGGAGUUGUAUAACAACUGAGUGUGCUUGGUUUCACACCCACCAUGAGGUCAUUAUACCACCUCAUUUACAGGAUAACCUUUAAAAAGUUUCAUUUUUUCAGUUUCUUCAAUUAUCAGUACAUGUUCAAUAAUUGUUAUAAGUUUCUUGUCAAUUAGGAUAUGGUCCAACUGUAUUCUCCAUAGAGCUACUUCAUCGUUAUCAUCAUGGCGUCCAAGUUGGUAUUUGUUUGGGUUUCAUGUAAGAGGAUCAAUUGACCGAUUUAAACCAAUGAGAUACCAAAUUAAAUUGAAUCAUUCAGAUGCUAAGAUUGUAGAGAAAAAUAAGAAAAUUCAUUAAAAUUCAUGAUAUAGAGAAGAGAGAAAGAGAGAGAAAAGAGAAGAAGAGAUGAAACAAAAGAGAAAGAGAUAGAGAAAGAAAGUGAUUUUCAAGUUUUUGAAUUUUCGUUUUUUAAGAGCGUUUUUGAUUGUCGUUUUUGAGUGGCGUUUUUGAGUGGCGUUUGUUUCACUUUAUGUGUCACUUAUAACUAUCACAUGGAAAGAAAAUGAAAACAGGAUAAAACCAUAACAAACCAAAAAAAAAAAAAAGGCUCGGGGACUAUAAGACCAGAGAUUUCUGGUCGAAUAGGCUGCUCCCAAAGUGAAAGGUGAAGAAAUCACAUUUACAAAUUGAAGAGAAAAAAUUAACGCGCCAAAUACAAUUUCUUAUCUUAGGAAUUUUUUUCGCAAUUAACGUAAUUACUUCUUAAUUUGAAACAAUCAGUGACUCAUUUGUAAUAGAAAACCAAUGAACAAUUUAGAUUACAUGUAAUAAUUAAUAAUUUGAAUACAAUGAAGAUCUAAUCAGUUGAUAAAUUGGUGAAAACAAUGUUAACUUAAUAGUUGAUACGAAAUCAAUUUAAUCAAUUGAAGGUAGUUAAUUGCUACUAGAAUUUAUUAAAGAUCAUAAUUGAUUGCGGUGGGUGGAUUUAGUAGACUGUCUUUUCAAUGAUUAAACUAAUUUGAUUUGAGUAAAAGUAAAAUGUAAAUAUAAGAUUCAAAUUAUUGAUCAAGUUGGUUAAUUGUUAUUUUCUUGUGCCAACAAAAUGUUAACUAUUAAAAGUGAAUUUAUUUUAAUUGUUUUAACAAUUUGUUUUCAUUUUUUGCAUCAAGUUAAUUGUGAUUGUCCAGAUAAAGGUAAUCAAAGUAAAAUUAUUCCAAAUAUAAAAUCUCUUAUUAAUGGUAAAUCAUCUUACCGAUUGCGAGUGGAAAUAAUUAAUUCUGAUUAUGUUUCCAUUGAGAUUGAUGAGUAUUACAAUUUAAUUGAACAAUCAGGUUGGUUUAAUUGUUAUUAUUCAACAGCAAUUAAAGAUGCAAAUGUUGUGAAAGUUAAUUAUUAUCAAAAGACAAAGGAAAUAUUUACAAUUACCAAUGAAAAUUGUGUAACCCAAACUCUUGACCAUGAAACUGGUCAAGCGACAAUCAAUCAAUGGUUUAAAUCAGAAAAUUUAACUAAUCUAAUGAUUAACGAUUAUAAUCAAAUGCUUGGACCUUCAUUACUAUUUGAUUUCAUUGAAAGUAUUGAAAAUGAAAGUAAAUUCAUUGGAAGUGAAAUGAUUGAUGGUCAUUCAACUGACCAUUGGUUUUACUGUUUGGACUCGACUAGUGGUCAGUUUAUUGAAUUUUGGUUCGAUUCUAAAUCAUUUGAACCGUUUCGAGUUUCAAUUUAUCAAUCAGAUGAAUUAGAACCUUUGAUUGUUUAUAAUUUUAUCGAGUUUGAACCUUUAAUUGACCUCGAGGCGUUUGUUUAUCCCGUUGGAUUUGGAUGUCAACCGAAUGGUCAGUCAAUGGACAAAACUUUCCCCUGGAAUAAAAAUAUUGACUCAUUUUCUUUACAAAUGGAAGCGGUCAUUUCAUUUGGAUCAUCGGAUAAAACUGAACUGACCAGUAUAAAGAUAACUAAAUAUCAGGAAACUUUUUCAUUUGAAAUAAAUGAUGAAUCAAAAAUUAGUAAAAUUAUUCAAAAUGGUCAACACUUUGGACGAUAUUUAAUCAAUCAAACAACUGGUCAGUGUACAAUUGACGAGAUUGACCCAAUUGAAAUUGACCCGACAUUAAAUCACAAUCACAUAACAACUUGGCCUUACCACAAUAAAGUAGAGUUUAAUUUACUAACUAAGAUAAUCUUAGAAUCGGAAAUUAAAGUUAAUUACAUGGGAGAAAUUAUCAAUUCCAAUGGUCAAACAAUGGACAUUUAUGAACAAUCAAUUAGAAACUUUUUCCUCUACGAUUCACCAACAACAAUUGACGCAAUUGCUAAUUACUAUUUUCCAGUUCAAUCAAUUAAUCAACAACAACAAUCAAUCCCGAGUAAAAUAAUAAUCCGACCAAUUAACGUUGAUAAAAUAGUUUCCCAUCAACCGAUUCCCUCACUAAUUGAGAUGACAACAAUUAACCAUUCAGAGGAUUUAAAUGAGGAUCCAAUUGAUGGUCAGUUUGAUGUAAGUAAUUGCUACUCUGAGACUGGACGUUACACUUGGUUCCAAUUGAUUUUAUCCGAUCUUGAUGAUAUUCCGAUUUCAAGUGUGUCAACAAUCAGGAGAGCAAUUAGUAAAUUGUUGGAAUCAUUUAUUCCCAAAAUAAGAUUACCCGAAAUAUUGGUAACCAUUGACGGAACGGAAGUUUAUGUGACCUGUAAAUUGUUGGAAAGACCAUCGAUCAGGUUUAAUUAUCUUGGCCAAGAUUCGUAUACAAUUAGCAAUCCAAGUGUGGUGAUUGGUCAAGACAAUCUAGAUGAUUGCGGUCAAUUGUGCACCGAUGAUGUUAAUUGUCUUGAAUUCUCGUAUUGUAAAGAUACACGUUGUUUAAUUUUCUCACCUUCGAGUCCAUCAUUAUCAGAACUUUCAUCGAAUCUUAAUUGUUCAUUAUUUCGUAAGAGCAUUUUCAAUCAGAAUGACCUUUACAAUCAAGACAAUAAAAGGUUCGACUGGUCAUCUAAUCAAUUGUCCAGUUCACGAACUAUUUUACAUCAAUUGAAACGAAAAUGUGACGAUGGGUUAAUUGUUAUUCCAGAAUUAAAUUUAUCAGCUGAUGAUUUAUUCAUUGUUAAUGGUCCCGAAGAUGUUGGCUCUUUGGCCACCAAGUAUAAUGAUCUUGAGAGUGAUUUAAAAAAGGUCAACAAUUAUAAUCUAAUUGGUAAAAAUCGGCGACUAUCAACUGGAUUAACGACAAUUAAUGAUAUUAGUUAUCAAGAGUGUCUUUUAUUAUGUGAAAACGAUGUUAAUUGUUACAGUUUAUCAUUUUGUUCAUCAACUUUAUCCGAAUGUAUCUUAUCCUCAUCGACGAGUAAGUUAAUCACUAAUUCACUUAAACAAUUAACAAGUUUCGCUGAUAAUUGUAAUCUUUUUGAAAAAUCAUAUUUGUCCUUUUACAAUAAAUUUCCUGGUACAAGUUUGGUGAUCGAUUCAUUGGAAACCAUUGAAAAUAUUGAUUCCGUUAAUUGUGCUGAUCGUUGUUUACAAUUAGAUUCAAAUUGUCAAUCAUUUGAUUAUUGUGAUAAUAAAAAUCAACAGGAAUCAAGUGAUAAAUCAAUUUGUGUCCUACACUCUUAUCAUGUUUCAAUUAAUCAACUAAUUAACGGUAAUAUUUGGGACUUUAGUAAAUCAAAAUGUGAUCAUUAUGCAAAAAGAUUAUCUCGAGAUUAUCAACAUUUACCUGGAGUUAAAUUUGAUGAUAAAAAUGAUUUAAUUCAAGUGAUUAAUGAGAUUACCGAUGUAUCAAUGGAAAGAUGUGCUUCUAAUUGUAAUCGAUCACCAAAUGAUUGUAAAUCAUUUGAAUUUUGCGAAAAUUUUGGACCAAAUGAUCAACAUGAUUAUCUAACAACUUGCAGAUUAUCAACUUACAAACCAAGUUCAACAAUUAACAAUCAAGGAAUAGAAUCAUCAGUUAAUCAAUGUUCAGUUUAUGUUAAGCAAAGAUUAACUGAUAAUCGCAAUCAGUUAAUUGUGGAUAAUUAUUCAAUGGCCAUAACCUUAAAUGCUUUCUUUUUCAUUGGAGCCUUUGUUUGUGGUGUAAUUGCUUCAAUCUACUAUACGAAAAAAAGAUGAAAAAUUAACAACAAUUAACUAAUUGUUUCUCUCUUUAAGAAAUAAAAAUCUCUAGACAAGUUUAUCUUUCAA